AUGUGGUUUCGUGUAUCAGCAGAUGGUCAAAGGGAGUUCACCCAUCACACGGACAUAAACCAAAUCAGCCUGUCUUAUCGUGGACGCACACGCUACAUUGGUGGGAGCUACUCCAGCUGUUCGGUCCAAAUUCGGGCUGUCAAGCUGAGUGAUGCAGGCCAGUACCACUUCAGGUUCGAGACAGACCAGCCACUGGGAAGAUGGACCUCUCCAGACACCAUCACUCUCGACGUAACAGACCUCCAGGUCCAGCUGCAUCCAACCAGGCCAGCCAACAUGUUUGGCUUUGCGGAGACUGUGUUUGUAGGCUGCCAGGCCACAGGAUGUGCUGCCCCAGGAAGGAGCCUCGCAUUGUACAGGAAUGGUCUAAACCUGGGUUCCUAUGAUAAAUGGAUGAUUAUCAAACGCUUUGACCGAGUGCACACUGGAGCGUAUAUCUGUCGACCAAUCCCACCACAGAAUGUGCAGUCCCCGCCUCUGUCUCUGGCUCUCGGCCAUGCUCCUCGUUUUACUUCCAUCCGAGUUGCUCCUUUAGGGGAGGUGUCAGAGGGCUUCUCGGCCACUCUGUCGUGCACUAGUGAAGCAGCUCCGCCGGUAGAGAGCUUUGCCUGGUUCAAAGACAGGGAGACUGGCAGCAUCCCAGACAAUUUUGGGCCUCAGCUCCACCUUUCCCACCUUAAAUACACAGACAGAGGAGAGUACUUCUGUGUGGCGCGGAACUCCCUCGGAACGGAACGCUCCAAACCACUUCUUCUCAACGCGACAUUCUCCCCAAAAGACACCCGUGUGCUGAUGACACCAUCUGGUGACAUUCGAGAAGGCUCCUUUGUCAACCUCAGCUGUGUCAGCUGUGCCCACCCUCCUACCAGCAGGCAUGCUUGGUAUCGCAUCCUAGGAGACCAGGUGUUAGCGAAAGAAAGCGUCCAGAACUUGACGUUCCCCUCCGUGCGUGCUCACCACGCUGCCUCUUCUCACUGA
This is a messenger RNA of Phycodurus eques (leafy seadragon), 978 nucleotides long. RefSeq names its product cd22 molecule (gene cd22). The record is from RefSeq and is a predicted model, not a curated record. The transcript is spliced from 9 exons. The coding region runs from base 1 to 978 and encodes 325 amino acids. Lineage: Eukaryota; Metazoa; Chordata; Actinopteri; Syngnathiformes; Syngnathidae.